AUGACAGCUUCUAAAUAUCAUCCACCAACACCUAGAGAAGUGGAAGUCACCCUUGGGAAAGGUGUUACCGGGACUCUUGCAAUUCCGCUUGCGUUUGAUUCAGACAACCCAUUUGAAGAAGGAUUAGUUCCUGUAACUCAUAAGGCAGCAUUAAUAUUACAUGGACAAGGUGGACAUAGAAAUUAUUGUUACCAAAAGACAUUGGCACAUAGAUUAGCUAAUGAAUUGGGGAUAUUUUCCCUUAGAAUUGAUUUUAGAGGAUGUGGGAAUAGUGCCGACAAUGCUAAUGAAUUAGAAGGUCGUACAUUGACUCAAGAUGUUGAAGAUAUCCAAUCAAGUGUUGAAUUUAUUUGUGAUGGGAAAUUAAAUGGUACUGGUAUUGAUUUAACCUUGUCAUCAAUUAUCUCCCACUCACGUGGUGGGGUUGCCAUGUUUUUAUGGGCCCAGAUUCAAGAUAAAUUAGGACGUGCUGGUGACCCCAAUGCUAUAAUUGUGCCUAAUUUAGUGAAUUGUUCUGCCAGAUUUACUUCACCAACUGUUUUAGAUAGAUAUGCUGGGUUGGAAGGAUUAGAUUUUGUCCCCGUGACAACAUAUAGACAUGGAUCUUAUCAACAAGUCAAUUUAUCAGCACGAGAAGUUAUAUCUUUAUCGAAACCCGAUUUAAGUAAGUUGACGGAAUUGUCACGAGAUUGGUCCGUUCUUAGUGUUUAUGGAACUGAAGAUGAAAUCAUUCCCAAAUAUGAUAGUGCCAAUUUUGCCAAUGCAUUAAAUCGAGGUCCCUUAUCACACACAUUGAAAUUGAUUCCUGACGCUGACCAUAAUUUUUAUGGACACAAAGAAAUAAACGCUGAUGAUGACGAAUUAAAUGAACUCAAUCCAUACAAUUUACCUUUGAAAAAUGGUAAACGAGUAAACUAUAAUUAUUUGGUGACAGAUUAUAUAAUAGACUUUUUAACUCCAGAAAUGGAAUUACAAAGAUUUAUUGCCACUAGUAGAGAUAUCGGCAGAGUUGCUAGGUGGAAGAAUGUUGAUGGUGUCAGUAAUUUUAGAGAUGUUGGUGGUUGGAGAGUCCAUGCUCCAACUUUUAAAUUAUUAGAUACAAAGAAUAAUAAUAAUAAUAAUAAUAAUAAUAAUAAUAAGACAAAUCAAGAUCAUUUGGUAUAUUAUGUUAAACCACAUUAUGCAUUCCGAUGUGCCAACAUUGCCGGUUUGACGGAAACUGGGCUUGAAACUUUACAGAUUUUGGGUAUUAAGGCAAUUUUCGAUUUACGUUCCGAUGGUGAAGUUAAAAAUGAUGGAUAUCCAGAAAAUUUAUCGAAAUAUGGUAUCAAAAGAAUCCAUGCUCCAGUUUUCUCUAAUGAUGAUUAUUCACCACAAGCCAUAGCUGUUAGAUAUACAAAUCUUAUGACUUGUUGGUCAACUUAUGUCAAUGUUUAUGAGGAUAUGUUAGAAUUUGGAAUCAAUGCCUACAAGACAAUAUUUGAAUACAUUAGAGAUAUAAACCAACCAUUUGUGUUUCAUUGUACUGCUGGUAAAGAUCGUACUGGUAUGUUAGGAAUGUUAAUAUUGUUACUUGCGGGUGUUGAUAAGAACACUAUAGCUAAAGAAUAUGAAUUAACUACAGUUGGAUUGAAACCCGAUCAUCCUGUAUUAAAAGGGAAAUUUGAAGAAACAGUAAAGAAAUUGCGUGAAAAAUUGGGAGAUGAUGGAUCUGGAGGUAUUGAACAAAUAAUUUCUCAAGGGAGAAAGAAUUGGAGUAUUGAAGAAGAUGGGUUCCGGAAUUUAGUUAGUUCAAGAUACGAGGCAAUGUUGGCAACAAUUGGAUUAUUUCAUGAAAAAUAUGGUGGGAUAAUUCCUUAUUUAAAAGAUAAAUUAGGUUUCAGUUCUCAAGAUAUUUUGAAAAUUUAUCAAAAUAUAGUUGUUGCUGACCCACAAAACAUGGGAUUUGAAACUAGUGCACAAAUCAAUUGGGAUCAUAGAACUACCGAAAGAGCAAAGUUUUAG
Messenger RNA from Candida dubliniensis CD36, 2004 nucleotides. RefSeq lists its product as uncharacterized. NCBI's taxonomy places the organism in Eukaryota, Fungi, Ascomycota, Pichiomycetes, Serinales, Debaryomycetaceae. Gene Ontology annotation, biological process: dephosphorylation. Bases 1 to 2004 code for a protein of 667 amino acids. The record is from RefSeq and is a predicted model, not a curated record. The transcript has a single exon. Gene Ontology annotation, molecular function: phosphoprotein phosphatase activity.